Molecule: messenger RNA, 1194 nt
Organism: Penicillium antarcticum
Lineage: Eukaryota; Fungi; Ascomycota; Eurotiomycetes; Eurotiales; Aspergillaceae
Product: putative proline racemase
Exons: 1
Coding region: 1-1194 (397 amino acids)
Molecular function (GO): hydro-lyase activity
Source: RefSeq, a predicted model, not a curated record
AUGGAUAUCGUGCAACAACUCGAACAGAAUCCCCAUGGGGAGGUUAUCAAAUGCAUUGACAUGCACACUACGGGCGAGCCGACCCGCAUCAUCUACUCCGGGUUCCCUCAUCUUACCGGCACCCUCCUGGAGAAGAGAGACCAAGCCAAGAGCCAAUACGAUAAUAUCCGCAAGCGCCUCAUGCUCGAGCCACGCGGUCAUUAUGCCAUGUACGGCGCCAUCAUCAUUCCGGAGACAGAGCUCGUUCAGUCGGGUGAGGCGCACGUUGGUACAUUGUUUACGCACAAUGGAGGAUUCUCCACAAUGUGUGGACAUGCCACGAUUGCGCUGGGCCGAUUCUUGGUUGACACUCAUGACUUGAACGUGUUUCCGCGACGCGAUGAAUUAAAGCCAGACCUAAACACCCGCGAGGUGAAGGUCAACCUCCAUGCACCGUGUGGCCUUGUGCGCGUGGUGGUUCCAACUACCGCAGAUGGACAGAAAUCGGAUCCAUCUCGUUCAGUCACAUUCCUCUCAACACCGGCGUACUGCGCCGCGACAAAUUUGGAGGUACCUAUCCCGCCUGAAGUGAGAUGGCCGGAGCUGGGCGACAAACCCUCGAUCAAUAUCGAUAUUUCGUAUGGUGGUGCUUACUAUGCAUUGGUGGAUAUCCAUGAGCUUGGAUUCAAUGGACUGCGCAAUUUCGACUUCGAAGCUGUGACGGUCGCCGUGAAAAGGCUCAAACGCCAUUUGGUUACUCUACCCAAUGUAUCUGAAGCAUUGCAGCAUCCAGAAGAUAAGAGGCUGUCUUUCCUGUACUCUGUCAUGGUCACAGAUCUUUCCAUCGGACAUCAGCCCAAUGGCGUUGACGGAGCUGAGACUGGCCUUUGCUUCUUCGCUGAGGACCAAGUUGACCGAUCCCCGACCGGCUCUUGUGUGGCUGCACGUAUGGCUCUGGCUCAUGUAAAGAAGACAAGAACGACGAAUCAGCCCUGGGCAUACAACUCACUCGUCUCAAAUCAAUUCAACACCGGAGCCUUUGCGGCAACGAUUGUUGAGGAUAAUAUUCGCAUUGAAGGCGAGAAUAGCCAGUCGCGACAAGGAGUCAUCGUUCGUGUCGAAGGCAAAGCUUAUUAUACCGGUACAAUGACCUUCGUUGUUGAAAAGGACGAUAUUACAAGUGAGAGCGGGUUUGUUUUGCAAGCUUGUACAUAG